Messenger RNA from Eurytemora carolleeae, 2329 nucleotides. Its product is annotated as poly [ADP-ribose] polymerase 2-like. Gene Ontology annotation, molecular function: NAD+ poly-ADP-ribosyltransferase activity. Bases 24 to 2225 code for a protein of 733 amino acids. The record is from RefSeq and is a predicted model, not a curated record. Lineage: Eukaryota; Metazoa; Arthropoda; Copepoda; Calanoida; Temoridae. The transcript has 20 exons.
UCAAAUAUUUUUUCAGAUCUAAGAUGGGACGUAAAAAGCCUGUGAAAAGUAAAGGAGAUGUUGGGGAAGAAAAUAUGGUUGCUUCAGGCUCAGGUUCAGAGGAAAAGAUUACUCUGCUUCCUGUUAAUACUAAACUAAUCUGGCAACUUCAGGAUAAAUCGGAUUGGUCCACCUACUCCACUGAGAUCUCAGAGGCAUUAAACUCAGCUGCAGUUCUCUGUAAACUACAGGUUGAUGCUGAAGCUGGUCCUAGAACCAAACUUGUACUCAACAUCAAAGAUAUGGUUCAGCAGGCUAAAUCUUCUAGUAAACCUAUCAGAUGUCUAGUAGAGGGGGAGGAGGGACUAGUAUCCUGGACUAUCAAGGAAACUGAAAAAUCUCUCCAACCUGGGAUUGCUGCUCGAUUAAACCAGGUUGUUGAUAUAAGCUCUGAAGUCAGCCUGGAUGGAUUUAAAUAUGAUUUAGUGAAUAUGAUUAGAGAGAAGGACGGAGUAAAAGAAAGCCUUCUAAGAGAGAAGGUUGUCCCUACUAAGUUCAAGAAAACAGGAAUCACCGGGAAAAUAUCUCUCUGCCCAACCCCUGCUGAAGAAGAAGAAGAAGAAGAAGAAGAAGUUUCCCCUCCUAAAAAGUCUAAAAAAGAAAAAUCUAAUAAAUCUAAAGUAAAGUCUGGAGAAGAAGCAAAAGAGAUGAAACCAGUUAUGAAGAGCUUUGUGAGGAAAGGGUUGGCCCCAGUGGACCCAGACUGCCCACACAAGGACAAUUAUCAUGUGUACACUGAGGGACGUGAAGUUUGGGAUACAAUGUUGAAUCAAACAAAUAUUCAGAAUAAUAACAAUAAAUAUUACCUUAUUCAGCUUCUUAAAGCAGACUCAGGAAACAGUUAUGCUGUGUGGAUGAGGUGGGGUAGGGUUGGAUACAAGGGGCAGAAUAGUUGGACAACUUCAGGUUCAGACCUAGAUGCUGCUAAAUCUGUAUUCACCAAGAAGUUCCAGGAUAAGACUAAGAACUUGUGGGAGGAUAGAUACAGCUUCGAGAAGUACCCGGGGAAGUACGACAUGGUGCUCAUGGACUACUCUGCAGGCGGACAGGAUAGUGUUGACUCCGCUGGUUCCUCUGGUGUUGGUCCCGUGGUGAAAUCCGACCCUGAGAGUAAACUUGGUACUCCAGUUCCUGACUCCACCCUGGAAAAGAGGGUUCAAGAUCUGAUCAGUUUGAUCUGUGAUAUCAAGACUAUGGAGCAGGCUGUGGUGGAGAUGGAGUAUGAUGCUGAGAAAGCUCCGCUAGGAAAGAUAACAACAGAACAGAUAAGAGCUGGAUAUCAAGCACUGAAGAAGAUAUCCGACUGUAUCACUGGAGGGAAAACAUCUGGAGGUGAAAUAACCCAGGCCUGCAAUGAUUUCUAUACAAGGAUACCUCAUGAGUUCGGGUUUAAGGUUCCUCCCAUUAUUCGAACCCAUGCUGAAGUUAAGAGAAAAAUAGAACUACUGGAGGCACUCUCAGAUAUUCAGGUUGCUUUAAAGAUGCUCUCUACAGAACAGGAUACAUCUAUAAAUCCAAUAGAUAGGAGAUAUAACCAAUUAAAGGUUGAUAUUAAAGCUCUGGAUGUUAAUGAGAAUGAAAGGAAAGCUGUUGAGAAAUCAAUAUUAAAUACUCAUGCUCCGACACACUCCAACUAUACCAUGGAGAUACUGGAUGUUUUCAAGAUAAACAAGGAGGAAGAGAAAUCAAAGUUUAUUGAUGUUGGUAACACUAAACUACUCUACCAUGGAAGCAGGCUCUCUAACUGGGCCGGUAUUCUUGGAACGGGACUGCGUAUAGCUCCGCCCGAGGCCCCUGUAACAGGAUAUAUGUUUGGAAAGGGAGUUUACUUCGCAGAUAUGUCCUCGAAAUCUGCUAACUAUUGUUUUACUAACAGAUCCCAGAAUAUUGGUCUUCUGCUUAUUUGUGAGGUGGCUCUUGGCAAACAGAAUACAUUACUGGAUGCUGAUUAUAACGCUGACAAGCUCCCUAAAGGGUACAACAGUGUACUUGGAGCUGGUAAGAUGGAACCUGGAGGUUGGGAGCAACUAGGAGGCGGUCUUCAACUUCCAGGAGGAAUACCUAGGAAAACUAAUGUGGACAAGAAGGAGAAGUUGACUCUGCAGUACAACGAGUACAUCGUGUACGAUACUAAGCAGAUCAAGAUGAAGUAUCUCGCCAAAAUCAAGUUUAAUCACAAAUAUUAAACCUCCGCUCAACCAUUGGUUGAAUCCAUCUAUUCAGUCAAUCAUAUCAAUAUACUCAUUAAACCUAUAUAAAUUAUGCAUUAAACCAUUGUGAUAAUUAUCAA